Molecule: messenger RNA, 1050 nt
Organism: Wallemia ichthyophaga EXF-994
Lineage: Eukaryota; Fungi; Basidiomycota; Wallemiomycetes; Wallemiales; Wallemiaceae
Product: Hemocyanin A-type, units Ode to Odg
Exons: 2
Coding region: 1-1050 (349 amino acids)
Molecular function (GO): oxidoreductase activity
Source: RefSeq, a predicted model, not a curated record
AUGGUUAAUCUCGGUCUUCUCUCUGCAGCUGCUCUCGCGGUAACGGGCGCCUUCGCAAGCCCAGCGAAGCGCACCUGCGAUAAUAUCCACGUCCGUCGCAAUUGGAACAACCUCAACGGAGAUGAGAAGUCUAGUUUCCUUGGUGCUAUUCAGUGUAUGAUGCAGAAACCAACGUUAUCAAUCAACGGCGUCGAUCAAGUCUCAAGAUACGAAGACUUCGUCUAUAUUCACCAGUACCCAGGCUAUGCUAUCCAUUGGGUCGGUAGAUUUCUCCCAUGGCACCGUUGGUUCGUGUAUGCGUACCACCAAGAGUUGAAAGACUGUGGCUACGAGGGUGCAAUGCCUUAUUGGGCCUGGGAGCAAGACUGGCAAGACCUUAGUGCUUCAAACAUAUGGAACGCUGAUCCUAACAUUGGCUUUGGUACUUACGGUAACUUCGAUUACAAUAACGUUUACAAUUCUACUACUAUCACCGACGGUGCUUUUGCCAACCACCAAAUAAAUUUCCCCUACCCUCACCAGCUCACUAGAAAUCUCCCGAUGACAGCAAACUACCCAUGGUCAGGACCAGGCCCAUACUGUCAGCGUGGCUAUAACCCAGAGAACAUGAGAAACCUUUCUUCUAUCGCAACAUACAAGGACUUCUCUGUAGCACUCGAAUCACCUGAUCCAAUUCACAACCCACACGACUUCCCUGGUCCACACGGUGCCAUUCAUUUAGCACUCUGGGGUGAUAUGAGAACUGACGGCGUAAACAACUCUUCACCUAACGAUCCAUUGUUCUUCAUGCACCACUCAAACGUUGAUAGAAUCUGGAAGAGCUGGCAAGAACUUGAUGAGAGUCACCUGUAUGACUUUGCUGGUAACACUGACUAUUACUGGGACACUGGUAUGAGAAGUGGUAUUCCGGCUCAGCUUGAAGACCCAUUGUUGUACGGCGGUGUAGGUGCUCUUGGCUCUGAAAAUUUAAAGAUCAAGGACGUUAUGGACACGACCGAGUGGCCUCUCUGCUACACAUACGAGGAUCUAGAACCUUGGGUUGUUAGAUAA